AAAAAAAACUACCCAAAAUAGACAGCAUGAAAGCAAUCGAAACCCAGAAACCUUACAUAGCGAUGCUACUUGUACAGUUAAUAUACGCAGGGAUGGCCCUCUUCUCCAAAGCAGCCAUCUCUUCAGGAAUGAGCUCUUUCGUCUUCGUCACUUACCGCCAAGCUUUCGCCACUCUCGCAUUAGCUCCAUUUGCUCUCUUCAUCCAGAGCGAAAAAGAUGUCCCCUUGUCAAAAAAGGUUCUUCUCAAGAUCUUUUUCAUCUCCUCUUUCGGGCUGAGUUUGAGCUUGAACCUCUACGGUGUCGCGAUCAACUACACGACCGCGACUUUUGCUGCAGCUGCCACCAAUGCAAUUCCUGCCAUAACCUUCACCCUGGCUGUUCUAUUGAGGACGGAGAGGGUGUCGAUUAGGAAAGUUCACGGGGUCGCGAAGGUGGUUGGUUCUGCACUUGGUGUCUCAGGGGCACUGGUGUUUGCUCUUGUGAAGGGCCCUGCUCUAGUGAACAAUCUGCAAUCUUCGUCUGCGAAUCGAGAUGGUGGCGAUGGGAUCAAGGAAUGUUGUUCCAAGGGAGAAUGGGUUAAGGGAUCUUUGAUCAUGAUACUAGCUAACGUGCUAUGGUCACUCUGGAUCAUUUUUCAGGGUCGAAUAGUGAAGCAGUACCCGGCGAAAAUCCGCCUGACGACUCUGCAAUGUUUGUUCAGCUGCUUGCAAUCAGCUGUUGCAGCAAUUGUGGUGAAAAGGGGGGAAGAUUCUGCUUGGAAGCUUGGAUGGAAUAUACAGCUUUACUCUGUCGCGUAUUGUGGAGUAAUUGUGACGGGGCUGACAUUUUGGCUACAGAUAUGGGCAAUUGUGAGGAAAGGCCCAGUUUUCACAGCCAUGUUCACUCCUCUGGCACUCCUCGUUACAGCCGUUUUCUCUGCCUGCGUCUGGCACGAAGUCCUUUACUUGGGCAGGCAGACUGUGGGUUUGAACCUCUACUACUAUGCAAUCAGCUACACAACUGCAACUUUUGCUGCAGCUGCUACUAAUGCAAUUCCUGCCACAACGUUCAUUGUGGCUGUGCUAAUGAGGAUGGAGAGGCUGUCUAUAAGGAAAGUCCAUGGAAUGGCCAAAGUAAUUGGCUCUGCAGUUGGUGUUUCAGGGGCACUAGUAUUUGCCCUUGUGAAGGGCCCUGCUCUUGUGAACGAUGUCCACACAUCAACAUCAAAACAUGGUCCUCUGAAGCAUUGCUGCUCCAAGGGUGAUUGGAUUAAGGGCUCCCUCGUCAUGAUCUUGGCCAAUACCAUUUGGUCCUUGUGGGUCAUUAUUCAGGGUCGUAUGGUGAAGCAAUAUCCAGCAAAAGUCCGGUUCACAGCACUACAGUGUGUGUUUGGCUGCAUAAUGGCAGCUGUUGUAGCCGUCGUAGCAGAGAGGGAUGCCUCUGCUUGGAAACUUGGAUGGAAUAUCCAUCUGUACGCUGUUGCCUAUUGUGGAGUGGUUGUGACGGGGCUAACCUAUUGGCUGCAACUAUGGGCGAUACAGAGGAAGGGACCGGUUUUCGCAGCGAUGUUCACCCCAUUGGCGCUGAUCGUGGCAGCCAUUUUCUCAGCAAUCGUGUGGAAGGAAGUCCUCUACUUGGGAAAUCUUGGUGGGGCUGUUCUGCUGGUUGGAGGGCUCUAUUUGGUUUUGUGGGGGAAGAACAAGGAAGAAAAGCAGCAAACCAAAUUCAAUGGUAAGAUCAGUAAUGGAGAAGAAGCACAAACGGCAGGAGAUGAGAAUGCAGAAGACUCUAAAGACGAAACAGCCACAGCACAUGAAUGCAAUACUCCAUGUCAGUUGAAACAUGAUGGGGUCGAAGUGGCAAUUCAUAAUAGCAGCCCUUCACAACAGCAAGGCCAUAUAGCUGUAACACUACCACCACUCAACUAGCUAACUCGUUACAUUCACAGGGAAAUAUUCCAACAAGUU
This is a messenger RNA of Linum tenue, 1946 nucleotides long. NCBI's taxonomy places the organism in Eukaryota, Viridiplantae, Streptophyta, Magnoliopsida, Malpighiales, Linaceae. The record is from the annotation of a GenBank genome assembly.